CCGCCGAAAGCUCUUCCCGCAGGACUUGUGGUAUCUCGGCUUUACGGACGGUUUCCGCCGUCGAGCGCGGCGGCGCCCCCACGUGAGGCCGAGAGGCUCCGAGGGAUCCGCCAUGGGCAAGCGCGGUCGCCGCGGCCGCAGCCAGCUGCUCAGCUCGCUGACCAAGAAGCAAAAGAAGCAUCUGCGGGACUUCGGCGAGGAGCACCCCUUCCAUGACCGGGUGCCCGGAGAGGACGCCAAGCCCCGGCUCUGCCGCCCGCCGGAGAGUUCCGACUCGGCGAGUUCGGAAAGUGAAGGAGAAAACGCACCCGAACGCGUUUCUGGCUACCACCAACUCCUCGCCACGUUAAAGAGCGCUCCGGAGGACGAGGACGAGGACGAGGACGAGGACGAGGAGGAGGAGGAGGACGAGGAGGACGACGACGAGGACGAGGAGGAGGACGAGGAGGCGGCGGCGGAAGCGCAGGGCGAAGACAGCGGCAGAGCUAGUGACGUGGAGGAGUCGGCCGUGGCGCAGGAGGAUAAGACCUUCCCUGAUGACCCUGAGGAGGAAGCCGGGGCCGUCCCCACUGGUACCUCCCAAAAAGAGUCCCAAGAGGAGUUUACAGACGCAAAACAUGAGUCACUCUUCAGCUUGGAAACCAAUUUUCUAGAAGAGGAAAGUGGAGCCACCUGCUCUCCAGAGACGUCCCCAGAUCCGUUUCUGCAGCACGUGAGCAAGAAGCUGAAAGAAAAGGACGUGCAGGCUGUCGCCACAAAUCCCAGAACUACCCACGAGCUGAAAUGGCCCGUCCUGGGACAGCUCGUCUUUUCUUCCAAGUUUCAGAAGCCAGAAACGUUGAAACCUGCAAAGGACAUUGACUUGAAGUCACUUCACCUCCAGAAGCCUCUGGAGUCCACCUGGACCAAGGCCAAUAGCCAGUUCCUCUCGGGCACCUCCCCGUCCGGCAGCCCCUUCACACCCCUACAGAAAGAGCUCUUCCUGCUCAUGAACUCCUACCGGGACCUGUUUUACCCGGAGAGGACUGCCAUGAAGAACGGGGAGGAGGUCCGCCACGUGUACUGCCUGCACGCCCUGAACCACGUCCUCAAGGCCAACGCCUGCGUGCUGAGCAACAACAGCCGGCACCGCAGCCAAAAGCCGCAGAAGUCGGGGGCGGGGGACGACGAGGACUUCCGGGACCAGGGGCUCACGAGGCCCAAGGUGCUGAUCGUGGUGCCUUUCCGGGAGGCGGCCCUGCGGGUGGUGGAGCUCUUCAUCCGCCUGCUGGAGGGUGACGGCAAGAAGAAGAUCAUCGUGAGCAACAAGAAGAGGUUUAGGGGGGAGUACGGCUCAGACCCUGAGGAGAGGCCCCCCAACCUGAAGAGGCCAGAGGACUACGAAGCCGUGUUCGUUGGCAACAUCGAUGACCACUUCCGCAUAGGCGUGGCCAUCCUCCAGCGGAGCAUCCGGCUGUAUGCCCCCUUCUACUCCUCCGACAUCCUCAUCGCCUCCCCGCUGGGCCUGAGGACCAUCCUCGGCGCCGAAGGCGAGAAGAAGAGAGACUUCGACUUUCUGUCGUCCAUUGAGCUGCUUGUCAUCGAUCAGGCCGACCUCUACCUGAUGCAGAACUGGGAGCACGUCCUGCACUUGAUGAACCACAUGAACCUGCUGCCGCUGGACGCCCACGGCGUGGACUUCUCUCGAGUGCGCAUGUGGGGCCUUAACAACUGGUCCAGGUACUACCGGCAGACGCUGCUGUUCGGGGCCCUGCAGGACGCCCAGAUCAACGCCGUGUUCAACAAGUUCUGCCUCAACCUGCAGGGCCAGGUGACUGUGAGGAGUGUCCCGACAACGGGCUCCAUCAGCCUCGUCCUGGUGCAGCUUCCUCACGUCUUCCAGAGGAUGGAGGCCAAGGACCUCAUGGCAGUCAUUGAUGCCAGGUUUGACUUCUUCGUGAACAAGGUUCUGCCUCAGUACCGCGACGCCGUCAUGUCACACACGCUCAUCUACGUCCCUUCCUACUUCGACUUUGUGCGGCUCCGGAACUACUUCAAGAAGGAGGAGCUGAACUUCGCCCACAUCUGCGAGUACACCCGCAGGUCUGACGUGUCCAGGGCCAGGCACUUCUUUCGGCUCGGGGAGAAGCAGUUCCUGCUGCUCACUGAACGCUUCCACUUCUACAAAAGGUACACCAUCAAAGGCGUCCGGAACCUGAUCUUCUACGAGCUGCCCACCUACGCCCACUUCUACAGUGAGAUCUGCAACAUGCUGCGCGCGGCUGGCGGCGGGGAGGAGGCGGCCUGGACCUGCACCGUGCUCUACUCCAGGUACGAUGCCCAGCGGCUGGCCGCCACGGUGGGCGUGGAGCGGGCUGCCCAGAUGCUGCAGUCCAAGAAGAACGUGCACCUCUUCGUCACCGGGGAGAGAUGAGACGGCGUGGCUGGCUGUGCCAUGUGGGUCCUGGUGUGGGCCAGGGGCAGCUCAGCACCACACAGACACCUCGUCAGAGUUGCCACGGACGCUCCACGCGGGGCUGCUGGGACUCGAGUGGCUGGAAGGAGACGUCCACGUGACCUUACUGUAAACUGGAUUUCUUGUGCUUCGAAUCUAACUUAUUACACUGUCAAGAUGUUU
Erinaceus europaeus (western European hedgehog) is the source of this 2617-nucleotide messenger RNA. It is a transcript of the gene UTP25, whose product is annotated as UTP25 small subunit processome component. Lineage: Eukaryota; Metazoa; Chordata; Mammalia; Eulipotyphla; Erinaceidae. Gene Ontology annotation, cellular component: small-subunit processome; nucleolus. The record is from RefSeq and is a predicted model, not a curated record. Gene Ontology annotation, biological process: maturation of SSU-rRNA from tricistronic rRNA transcript (SSU-rRNA, 5.8S rRNA, LSU-rRNA). Bases 113 to 2413 code for a protein of 766 amino acids. Gene Ontology annotation, molecular function: rRNA binding; U3 snoRNA binding. The transcript is spliced from 12 exons.